UUUCCUCUUUUCUAGACUCUGAGUUCUGGAUGUUUCCUGUGCAACCUCAUAGGCCCAGGCGGAGCCAGCAGAGAGGCAGCCGGCCAUGGGCCCCUGCUCAGAAGACCCCCACCUGGGCGGGGCCUCCUGGCUCCUGGGAUUCACCAGCCUUCUCCUCAGCGUCUGCGGUGCUCUGAUCCAGAGCUCUGGAGUCCGUGGUUCCGGAGUGGAGGAUUCUGGAAUCCCUGAUUCUCUGAAGAUGCGAGGAGGUUCUGUGUCGUUUCAUGUGAUCAGGAAACCGGAAUUACCCCCAGCAGGCGAGCUGGAGAAGAUUUCAUGGGGCAUUGUAUCCGGGUCAAACUACAGAGUCAUGCUGAACGUCCUUCCUGGGAGGAAUGUUCCAGAAUGGCUCAACUUCCAGGACAAGUUCAAGACGAGGGUCCAUGUGCCCAACAUAACAACCCUGUUGGUGGACAACCUGACCCUUGAGGACAGCGGGCUGUACCGGGCUCGAGUCUACUACACGAGAGGACGACAGUAUGACCAGGAUUUCCACCUGACGGUCUAUGAGCCCGUGCCCCUUCCUCAGAUCCGGGCCACGGUUCCGUCCCUCACACCAGGCUGGUGCAACGUCACCGUGGAGUGUGACACCACGGGAACCAGGGAGGGCCUGACCGUGUCCUGGGAGAGCGAGGGCCUCCCUAGGGAGCUGGAGCAGAGACCGGCCCCGGGACUAGCCCCCAACCCCUGGACGCUGGCUGUGAGCCUGCCCCUGAGCCAGCCCAACGCCAGCCUCACCUGUGUGGUCAGCAGCCAGGUGGACCAGAAAACUGCUUCCCAGGACCUUCGAGACAUCUGUGGCCACGGACAGACCACUGCUGACCCCCUGCCCGGCAUCCUGGUGGCUGUUGUGUUUGUGCUGCUGAUCCUGGGAGCUGGACUGUACCUUUGGAAGAGACGUGGGGAGAAGAAGAACAUGGAGCCUGGGAGAGGUGCAGGAUCGCAGGAGGGGCACAGACCCGGAUGGUGGCAUCCACUAUGCAGAGCUGAGCCAGCAGGUGUCUGGAGACAGGAGGGACAAGGGUAGGGGAGCCCCUGAUCUAGAAGACGAGAGCCCUCUCACCACUGUCUACAGUGAGGUCCGCAAGCCAGGCCAGGCCACAGUUGUGAUUUAAUGAGAAGAAGCAGGAGAAUCCCGCCCUCUGGGGACACCUGUCUCGUGAGCGUGACGCCUGCAGCUCGGGUCCUGCCUCCUCCACCUCUGAGGCUCUGAGCAGGGACUGGAUGGAUCCACCGUCAGUUAUUUCUGUGCUAAAUCGUUCCACACAAGGUCACCGUGAGACACACACAGGGGUCGAUCAAGGGGGGGAACUGAGUAAAUAAUUUGUACAAACCUGUUCCAGGACCGCUCAGCUUCAGCUAGUGUCAACCCCAGACAGCCCCGCUCUCUCCCUGGUCUUCAUGACAUCCAACUGCCUUUCAGACCCGCAGCCCCUGGGACGAGCCCUGGUGAAUUCCCAAUAUCCCGCCUGGACCGUCUUGAACACCACCCAGUGGUCAGUCCCGUGCUGAGAGCUAUUUACAGACCCUGUGAAUUCGUAAUCGUGAGCACUGGCUGAGUGCCGCUCUGUGACUCGCACUGUUCUGACCGUUCUGCUCGCCGCUGACUCACUGGGUCCUCAGGGACUCUCUGUGAGGUGGGGAUCCUUGUGCCCAUUCUACGGAUCAGUAGAAGGAGCCAGAAAGCCUGACUCUCCAGGCCGCACAGCUGGGAGCCCUGGAGUCAGGACUGAGCCCAGGGAACGGAGCUCCAGGGCUUCUCUCUCCAGCCCUCGGCUGUCCCGCAUCCCAGCAAAGUCCCUUCUGUCCUGUUCUGCUGGCCAGUGGCCUAGCCUACUAUUGCUCAGGAAAAAGCAGAAGUUUUUACUUCCUGACAGUUAGCUUUACUGACUGCAUUGACAGACACCUGCCUCCCUCUCUCUCCUGUCCCCUCGGAGGACGUUGAGCUCCUCGGGGCUCAGUGAGGACUUUUCCCUACACCUCAGCCCCUUCUCUGGGGACUUGUCUCCUGCAUUCCUCUCUCUGGCUUGACCCUCUGACUCCUCUGCUCCUUCCCUGCAGCCCUCGCCCGGUCUCCGUGCUGCCCCUUCUCCACGCCUGUGUCCUCACUGUGGCCUCACUUCACGGGGACCCCUAGAGCCAGGAGGUGAUCCCACCUGUCACCAUUGAUGCCCCUUUCCUGCUCCAACCCUCUCUGCCCUUGUGUUCCCUGACAGCCACUCUCAUGGACUCUCCAGCCCACCUGUCGCCCUCCCAGAUUCCUCAGCUGUCCCCCCAGGGCUGCUCUUCACUCACAGGGUGGGGCUUCUGAGGGUUUGGGCAGGACCCUUCCCAUCUCCUGUGUCCUCCUCUCUCUGGGGCCCCAGUCCCGUGGCCUUCAGUGACCAGUGACACCGCUGAUGCCCAGGGAAACCUCUCUGCCCCAUGCCUUCUGCUCAGCCCCAUCCCUGCCCUCCAGCCCCACCGGCCACAUCCCUGCCCCUGUGUCCUCCUCCGCCCUCUCCCCCUGGGGUCACAGUGCCCACUUCCCCUUCUGUAAUACCCGGGACCUGGUGAGAAAGAGCAGGAGCUCCUCUCCCACAGGAAGGAAAGUAGAAGCAAUUAUCACCUUUGUACUCAAUCAAUAAAUGCGCACCUUUUGUUUGCGGAAGUUGUGGGAGCCUUUCACCUGAGUCCAUGAAAAAUACUGUAAGGUCACCUCUUGGUGUGGGACACAUUUUCUCUCCUUCCUUGCUCUACCACCAUUUCCCCAGGUGACAAAGCAGCCUGCUGUUUGCCCGAGUUAGUAAUUCAAGCAAGAAAAAGUAGGUUUGAAAUGUCCCUUCCUCUCCAGCUCCCCUCUGAGCCUGGGGUUCCAGUAGAAGCAGGUAGAUCCCUGAGAUCAGAGGCAAUCAGAGAAGCUUCUCAUCCCUAGAACCUCAGUGUCUGCACGGGAGCGCUCACGACACACAGACUCCGUCCGCGCUGGAUCCUGACGGGUGGAAUGACGGGUCCCUUCCCCCCCAUUGGCCUUAUGUCCUGCAGUCUUGGCGAACUCACCUGUUAGUCCUAGGAAUUUUCUGUAGAACACCGGGGAUCUCCUGUCAGACAAACAUAUGAACAAUGUCUACAAUAAACACAGGUUUUCUCUUUCCCCUUUCCGAUCUAUAUAUUAUUUUAUUUCCUUUUCUUGUCUUAUUGCACUGAGCAGACUUCCUGGAGAAGGCGAGGAGCGGUGCUGAGAGCAGCCUCGCCUCCUUCCCAGGAUGAAGGGAAGGCUCCAGUUUUCGCCGCUGAUGAUGGCAUUCCCUGUAGGUGUUGGUGACUUUGCUCCCUUGGAUUCAUCAGUUUUGUUUCCUCUGCUCUUGUCUCUCUGAUUUCCUUUCUUUGAAUCGCCCCCGUUUUAUUUUACUCUUAUUCUUCUAGAUUCCGAAGGUAAAUGCUUAAAUCAUUAAUGUGAAGCCUGUCUUCGUUUGUAAUAAAUGCCUCGUAUCGUA
Ailuropoda melanoleuca (giant panda) is the source of this 3515-nucleotide messenger RNA. Its product is annotated as SLAM family member 9-like. The coding region runs from base 86 to 1066 and encodes 326 amino acids. The record is from RefSeq and is a predicted model, not a curated record. Gene Ontology annotation, cellular component: membrane. NCBI's taxonomy places the organism in Eukaryota, Metazoa, Chordata, Mammalia, Carnivora, Ursidae. The transcript has 6 exons.